Molecule: messenger RNA, 546 nt
Organism: Ostreobium quekettii
Lineage: Eukaryota; Viridiplantae; Chlorophyta; Ulvophyceae; Bryopsidales; Ostreobiaceae
Source: the annotation of a GenBank genome assembly
AUGCCUGAACAUUCGGAGUCAAUGGAGACGAUGAGAGCAGAGAAAAGCCAGCUGGAAGCAGAGGUUGCUGCAUUACGGGUGGCUAAAUUGGAGGCUGAACAACAAAGAGACCAGUACAAGGAAGCGAGGGAUGCGAAAAUCGCAGAAAACGCUGCCCUUGGGUUGGAGACACUGCAAGCGAUGGCAGAUGCCCAAGCAGCGAUGAAUUGCAAGAAGGAGGCCUUACACGCACUUGAGGAAUGUAAGGUCAUCUGUGCCAACCUGCAGUUCGAGCUGGAGCUGUUGCAACAGCAGAGGGAAAGGACACCAGAUCGAUGCAAGAGCAGCAACGAGAGGCUUGAGGCUGUUGUUGAAGAGGCUAAGAAUGAGGCCCAGGAGCACGAAAGGCGGGCAGCACAUUUCUACAACAUAUUGCAGCAGGAGAGGGAGGAGAAGGCUGAACUGUGCGACUUCAUUGCUGAUGAAGGGCUGAUUUCGUCAGGCGGAAAUCCACCCUUUGGGGGAUACAUCAGUGCAGAAAACGUGAAAGAGGGUCGGUGCAGCUGA